Messenger RNA from Haliotis rubra (blacklip abalone), 1943 nucleotides. RefSeq names its product glycerate kinase-like. Lineage: Eukaryota; Metazoa; Mollusca; Gastropoda; Lepetellida; Haliotidae. The transcript is spliced from 5 exons. Gene Ontology annotation, molecular function: glycerate kinase activity. The record is from RefSeq and is a predicted model, not a curated record. Gene Ontology annotation, biological process: protein phosphorylation. Gene Ontology annotation, cellular component: cytoplasm. Bases 88 to 1824 code for a protein of 578 amino acids.
GAUAACUUCCGAGUUGCAGACGACGAAUAUGUCCGUGUUGACAAUCUCAGUGGUGUUCUUCUCACGUUUGAAGACAUCCUGAUCACAAUGACCGCCUGCUUUUCGGGAUGUGCAUUACCUUCAGUAAGGUUGCUUACUAGAAAGACAUUAAGCCAAACCAUUGUGUCCCAAGUACGUAACAUUGUCCCCCUGUCAAGAACAAGAUCAGUUUUGAAGCCAAAGAUUUCCCUCAGGACUAGAACUGUUUCUUCAACACUUGUCGGAAAUUUUUAUCAGACAGGAAUUGUGCAAGCUGAUAAGAGAGACUCAAUGGAAGGGGAUGCGAGACAAAUAUUCCAGGCUGCUGUGGAGUCGGUGAUGCCGAGACCGAUGCUGGAGAGGGAAGUGACGUACAAGAAGGAGACAAGGACUCUGUGUGUGGGAGGCAAGGAGUAUCAGCUGCAGCAUAAUGUGUUCGUGGUUGGUUUUGGUAAAGCGGUCAGCGGUAUGGCACGAGUCGUGGAGGACAUGCUGGGGGAACACAUUGUGAGGGGCAUCAUAAGCAUUCCAGUUGGGGCGACGGAGCAGUUACAGAAGUUAAAUAAAAAUGACAUGUUGUUGGAGGCGAGCAGUAAGAUCAUGGUGUAUGAGGGAGCCCAGAAUAACCUCCCAGAUGAGGACUCUCUCAAGGCUGCUAAAGAAAUCCACAAACUGGUGUCAAAUCUGGGAGAGGAUGACAUCCUCAUUGUGCUUGUGUCUGGUGGUGGAUCAGCCCUGCUGCCAACUCCAUGUCCCCCUAUAUCCCUGGGGGAAGAGAUGGAGCUGACCCGCCUACUGGCCAGCAAGGGGGCCACCAUUCAGGAGCUCAACCUUGUCCGCUCCAACAUCGAGGUUCUCAAAGGAGGAGGACUUGCUCUGGAAGCCAGACCAGCCUCAGUGAUAUCUCUCAUCCUGUCUGAUGUGAUAGGAGACCCCCUUGACUUCAUUGCCAGUGGUCCCACAUUCUUCAGUGCCACUGAUGCCAGUCAGUGCAUGCAUCUUUUCAAAAAAUUUGGAAUUACAGACCAGAUUCCCAAGUCAGUCUUAGAAUACUUGGAACAACAAAAGAAAAUCAAAAAAGAUUCCAUAACUGUUGAUAGCCCUGAUUUUGAACAUUUGGCCAGAGUUCAAAACCACAUUGUUGGAAACAACACAAUAGCCACUUCAACUGCAUGCACCACAGCUAGAAAUCUGGGUUAUCUCCCCUUAGUUUUGUCAACAUGUUUGAGUGGAGACACGAGAGAAAUUGCAGCCAUGUUUGGGAAUCUGGCAAAAUAUAUCCUGUUGAUAUUCAGAAGGAACUCUAAAGAGUAUAACCCUGUGUUGGCCACGCUGGAAGUUGACCUGGUUCGAACUGGAAUCAGCAAGGACAAACUAAAUGAGGUUGUCACUGUGGUGGAGAAAGGCAAGAACAUGCAGAAAGGGGUUUGUAUUGUAGCAGGAGGGGAGACAACUACGCUUGUGAAGGGAAGUGGUCGUGGAGGAAGGAACCAGGAGAUGGCGCUGGCUAUUGCUCCUUAUCUUGCCGCCUUGAAAGGAGACUCUGUGUUCAAGACAUAUAGUCAGAUCUGCUUCCUGAGUGCAGGCACUGAUGGACUUGAUGGACCCACAGAUGCUGCAGGGGCUGUGGUUGAAAUGGACUUUACGCAAAUCCUGGCCGAUGAGGGAAUAUCGCUUGAUGAGUUCUUGCAGAAUAAUGAUUCCUAUAAUCUGUUUCGUUUAGUCCGAAAUGGGUCUAGUCACAUCAAGAUUGGCCAUACUGGGACGAAUGUGAUGGACAUUCAGAUAUUGAUGGUGAAGCAAUAAUGUUCGUGACACAGUUGACCGCGUUUUUACACAUAGUAUGCAGUGUAUUCCAGGGUAUGUCAAAGAAAACCAGGAUUUCUUGAGUGUUUGUCUUGUAUUAAAGGCACAAUGUCACACUU